AUGCAGGCCGCCGAAGUGCGGCUCUUUGUCGACGCCAACGAUGCUGAUGAGGAUGCCAACGACGCCGUCGUCGUCACCAAGGAAAGAGUGUCCAUCUACGACGUCGUCGAGCCAGCGUCCCCCACGUCCCCCGUGGCUCGCCUCAACCUCCUCGACACCCGUGUCGUCACGACGACGACUGGUGCUGGUGGUGGUGGUGGUGGUGGUGUCGUCGAGCUGGACGUGAGACCCGCUGUGGUCCGCUGGCACCGCCUGGGUCCCCAAAGCAACCACGGUCUCGUCGUGUCCGUGCGACGCGAAAAGUCGAGAGCAGCCAAGUCGAGUUCCCCGACGACAACGAAAGUGCGACUGCGUCGAUCGACGACGACGACGACAGCAACAGAAGCACAAAGAAAAGGAGAAGAAGAACAAGUGGUAGUGGCAGUGGUCGACGACGACCGACUGCCGGUGCUGGUGACGUACACGGACGACGGUCGUCACCCGGAAGAAGCAGGCGACGGCGGAACAUCAUGGAGUCUGGAAAGCAGUCGUCGACAGCGUCGAGAAGCAGCAGCAGGAUCAACAGCAGGAGGAGGAGGAGGAGGCGGCCGGAAGCGGAAGGGUUCCCGGUUCUCGGAACACUGCGCCCGACACGAGCUCUACGUGGACUUUGCCGACGUGAAUUGGGACUCGUGGAUCGUGGCACCGCCCGGUUACAUGGCCUGGCAGUGUCGUGGCGAGUGUCGGUUCCCCACCGGCGACCACUUGAACGCCACGAACCACGCCGUGGUGCAGAACAUUGUGCACAGCAUCAACCUCAGCGUGCCACCCGCGUGCUGCGUGCCCACGUCGCUGGCACCCAUGUCCAUGCUGUACCUCGACGAGUACGACAAGGUGGUGCUCAAGAACUACCAGGACAUGGUCGUCACGGGCUGCGGGUGUCGAAUGAGUGUACAUACGAGGGUUUUUUUCCUGUGCAAGAGUCGAUUCGUGUUUUNAGGAGGAGGAGGAGGAGGCGGCCGGAAGCGGAAGGGUUCCCGGUUCUCGGAACACUGCGCCCGACACGAGCUCUACGUGGACUUUGCCGACGUGAAUUGGGACUCGUGGAUCGUGGCACCGCCCGGUUACAUGGCCUGGCAGUGUCGUGGCGAGUGUCGGUUCCCCACCGGCGACCACUUGAACGCCACGAACCACGCCGUGGUGCAGAACAUUGUGCACAGCAUCAACCUCAGCGUGCCACCCGCGUGCUGCGUGCCCACGUCGCUGGCACCCAUGUCCAUGCUGUACCUCGACGAGUACGACAAGGUGGUGCUCAAGAACUACCAGGACAUGGUCGUCACGGGCUGCGGGUGUCGGUAG
This is a messenger RNA of Notodromas monacha, 1338 nucleotides long. The record is from the annotation of a GenBank genome assembly. Lineage: Eukaryota; Metazoa; Arthropoda; Ostracoda; Podocopida; Cyprididae.